Messenger RNA from Merops nubicus (carmine bee-eater), 1483 nucleotides. It is a transcript of the gene RBBP4, whose product is annotated as retinoblastoma binding protein 4. Lineage: Eukaryota; Metazoa; Chordata; Aves; Coraciiformes; Meropidae. The record is from RefSeq and is a predicted model, not a curated record. Gene Ontology annotation, biological process: regulation of gene expression. Gene Ontology annotation, molecular function: histone binding. Bases 86 to 1258 code for a protein of 390 amino acids. The transcript has 11 exons. Gene Ontology annotation, cellular component: NuRD complex; nucleus; ESC/E(Z) complex.
CUUUGAUGAUGCAGUGGAAGAACGUGUGAUCAAUGAGGAGUAUAAAAUAUGGAAAAAGAACACCCCCUUCCUAUAUGAUUUGGUAAUGACCCAUGCUCUGGAAUGGCCCAGCUUGACUGCUCAGUGGCUUCCUGAUGUAACAAGACCUGAAGGGAAGGAUUUCAGCAUUCACAGGCUGGUGCUGGGGACUCACACCUCAGAUGAGCAGAACCACCUGGUGAUAGCAAGUGUGCAGCUGCCCAACGACGACGCGCAGUUCGAUGCUUCCCACUACGACAGUGAGAAAGGAGAAUUUGGAGGCUUUGGGUCAGUUAGUGGAAAAAUUGAAAUUGAAAUCAAGAUCAAUCACGAGGGGGAAGUGAACAGAGCACGUUACAUGCCACAGAACCCCUGCAUCAUUGCCACGAAGACUCCAUCCAGUGAUGUCCUUGUCUUUGAUUACACCAAACACCCUUCUAAACCAGACCCUUCUGGAGAGUGUAACCCUGAUCUGCGUCUUCGUGGACACCAGAAGGAAGGUUAUGGGCUGUCCUGGAACCCCAACCUGAGUGGGCAUUUGCUCAGUGCUUCUGAUGACCAUACCAUUUGCCUGUGGGAUAUCAGUGCUGUUCCAAAAGAAGGCAAAGUGGUGGAUGCAAAGACCAUCUUCACAGGGCACACAGCAGUAGUGGAGGAUGUGUCUUGGCACCUGCUCCACGAGUCUCUCUUUGGAUCUGUUGCUGACGAUCAGAAGCUCAUGAUUUGGGAUACUCGGUCAAACAACACCUCCAAACCCAGUCACUCAGUGGAUGCACACACAGCUGAAGUCAACUGCCUCUCCUUCAACCCCUACAGUGAGUUUAUCCUGGCCACAGGAUCAGCUGAUAAGACCGUUGCUCUCUGGGACUUGAGGAACCUAAAACUGAAGUUGCACUCCUUUGAAUCACACAAAGAUGAAAUAUUUCAGGUUCAGUGGUCUCCCCACAAUGAAACUAUCCUGGCCUCCAGUGGCACCGACCGCAGGCUAAAUGUCUGGGACCUGAGUAAAAUUGGGGAGGAGCAAUCCCCUGAAGAUGCUGAGGAUGGUCCUCCAGAGCUGUUGUUUAUCCAUGGUGGUCAUACUGCAAAGAUCUCUGAUUUCUCCUGGAAUCCCAACGAGCCCUGGGUAAUUUGUUCUGUAUCAGAAGACAAUAUCAUGCAAGUCUGGCAGAUGGCAGAGAACAUCUACAAUGAUGAAGACCCAGAAGGAAGUGUGGAUCCAGAAGGCCAAGGAUCCUAGAUGACAAACUUCUCCUGAUUUUAGUCCUUUUUUUUUCUCCUUCUCUUCCCUCUCAACCCCGAUAUUGACUUUAACACUGGUUUUGAGACACACGUAGACUUUGUGUUCAGCCAUCCUCCUGUAGAUACCAUUGACAGGCUUUUUAACCCAGUGCUCCCUCAGAAAAGGGCUCAGCUGGGACCAUGCUGUAGCUCCUUGGUCAGAUUCCCCACAGCCCCCUCUGGU